AUGACCGCAGAAAUCGCCAAAAUACCACCACCGGUAGCCCCAAUUGAGCUCGAGAAUCGCUCACUAGCUGCAGGGUCAAAUUUCGCACCUAUAGGCACCCCCUCACGUUCAAUCUCCGCCGGCGAUGAAGAGAGUUCGCAAUUGAAGGACAGACCGCCAGAGGGCGUGACGAUCUUCGAGAGGCCCAACGUAUCAACCAUGAAGGGUGAGCUGCUGAGCAUGAAUUUCGCCGUCUUCAUUUCUGGAAUGAACGAUGGUAGCACUGGUGCGUUGAUACCGUACUUGCGCCCGGCAUAUGAUAUUGGGCUCUUGUUUGUUGCGGUUGUCUACCUAAUAAACUUUUCUGGCUGGCUUUUCGCCGCAUUCACAAACGUGCACUUAACGGCCCGCCUGGGCAUGGGCGGCGUCCUAACCCUCGGCGCGGCACUCCAACUUUCAGCAUACUGUUUAAUGUUCUGGAAACCCCCGUACCCACUCUUUGUAUGCUCGUUCUUCUUCUCCGGUUUGGGUAUAGCAUACCAAAACGCGCAGGCAAACGUACUCGUAGCGAACUUGAAUAACUCCCACAGAUGGUUGAGUAUCCUGCAUGCCACAUUCGGCGUUGGAGCCCUGCUCGGCCCGUUAAUUGCUACGACUAUCGCGGCGAGGACAGCGUAUUGGCAUUACUUCUAUCUGGUCACGUUGGGGUUGGCUGUUAUCAAUUUGGGAUUGUUGGCAUGGAUGUUUCGGGACGGGCUGUUUAAGGGAACUCCAGCUGCUAAGGAGAGUGCUAACCGGGACUUUAAGAAGGCGCUUUCCGAGAGGACAGUUAUUGUGCUUAGUUUGUUUUUCUUGUUGUAUGUUGGGAUGGAGAUUUCUGCUGGAGGUUGGGUCGUGGAGUUCCUCAUCCGAGCGCGGAAUGGUAAGCCUUCUAAGGUUGGAUACGUCGCAUCAGGUUUCUGGGGCGGUCUUACCUUGGGAAGGGUUGUCCUCGCGGACGUUACGCAUAGGCUUGGUGAGCGUAGGAUGGUCUUUGUCUAUAUCCUCCUUGCCCUCAUCGCGCAGUUGAUAUUCUGGUUCGUGCCCAAUAUCAUUGCGAAUGCGUUUAUGAUUUCACUCUUGGGAUUCUUCAUUGGUCCUUUCUUUCCUACUGGUAUCUCCGUGGCGACCAAGGUCCUUCCUAGAGAAUUACAUGUCGCAUCAAUUGGUUUCGCCGCAACAAUGGGACAAGCCGGAUCUGCAGCUUUUCCGUUCUUGACCGGGGCCAUUGCUGCGAAGUCCGGCGUUAGGGUUCUUCAACCUAUGCUUGUGGCGUUACUCGCUGGCAUGUCGAUAUUUUGGGCACUUAUUCCGCGUGCUUCCAGACACAUAUCCUAA
This is a messenger RNA of Tuber melanosporum (Perigord truffle), 1356 nucleotides long. RefSeq lists its product as uncharacterized. The coding region runs from base 1 to 1356 and encodes 451 amino acids. The record is from RefSeq and is a predicted model, not a curated record. NCBI's taxonomy places the organism in Eukaryota, Fungi, Ascomycota, Pezizomycetes, Pezizales, Tuberaceae. Gene Ontology annotation, cellular component: membrane. The transcript has 5 exons. Gene Ontology annotation, molecular function: transmembrane transporter activity. Gene Ontology annotation, biological process: transmembrane transport.